Pochonia chlamydosporia 170 is the source of this 927-nucleotide messenger RNA. Its product is annotated as hemerythrin HHE cation binding domain-containing protein. The transcript is spliced from 3 exons. Lineage: Eukaryota; Fungi; Ascomycota; Sordariomycetes; Hypocreales; Clavicipitaceae. The coding region runs from base 1 to 927 and encodes 308 amino acids. The record is from RefSeq and is a predicted model, not a curated record.
AUGUGGUCCGCUGGCUUCACAGCACUUGUAUUCUACAUCUUCCUAGGGGCGAACCUCUUCUCGCGCCGGUCGCCCUAUUUCCAUGACCGUACUGCGCCGCAGGCAGAAUGGGCAGAUGGGCCGCUAAAGUUGGUUGAGACGCCGUGGACUUUGAACCAGAAGAAUGACCUGUUCACCACGGCGGCAACUCACAUGGCGCUGUUGCACAAUGCCAUCAUAAGGGGGUAUAAUUCGAUUUAUCUGCAGGCGCCGCACAUCAAGCCCGAUGACCUAGGCGACUUUGUGUCCUAUGCGCUCACGUGGCACAAAUUUGUGGUUUCCCACCACGACGACGAGGAGGCGAAGCUAUUCCCCGACAUGGUAGGCAUACUAGGCGAUGACACCAUCUGGGAGAACAUGAAAGAAGAGCACGAAUCCUUCCUUCCCGGCCUCGCCGCCUACAGAAACUACCUCACCACACUCAACUCCACGAGCUACGACAGCAAGGCACUCCGCAAGGUAAUGGACUCGUUUGCGGAGGACCUCUCCACCCAUCUGCACCACGAAGUAGGCGUCAUGACCAAAAUGUCCGCUCAUCCGAGUGUGCCUGCGCGGGAGUCUCACAAGGGCGCUCUGGCGAGCGACAUGCUCAAGGCGUGGGGGAAGAACACGGUCACAAAGGCGGGAUAUAUGGAUAUCCUGCCGUUUUUCCUGUUGAAUACGGAUAGGACGUUUGAGGGCGGCGUGUGGAGGAACUGGCCGCGGAUGCCGGAGGUGGUGAGGUGGUUUAUGGUGAAUUUGGUGGGGAUGAGGCAUGGGCCGCGGUGGAGGUUUGCGAGCUGUGAUGCUGCGGGGAGGCCGAGGGAGUUGUUUGCGUUGAGGGUGUUGAGGGAGGAGAUGGAGAAGAGGGAGGAGGAGAAGAAGAAGGAUGGGAAGUCUGAGUUGUAG